Messenger RNA from Mesorhabditis belari, 675 nucleotides. The record is from the annotation of a GenBank genome assembly. NCBI's taxonomy places the organism in Eukaryota, Metazoa, Nematoda, Chromadorea, Rhabditida, Rhabditidae.
AUGCGAUUUUUCCUCUUGUUAGCCAUCUUUUCGACAACAGCAAUCGUUUACUCGGCAACGUCGGUGGCUGGUGGGAAAAAUGCAGUCGUUUUCAUGACGAAACUUCUCGGCAAGGUCACGCUGGCGAAGUUCUUCACCUGCAAUGAUGCAAUCAUUCAACAAGUGGGUAACGAUCUUGCGACUUGCGCCGCAAAUGGAUCAACAAUCGACCAAACUACAGCUGUUCUCGGCGCCAACACCGACAGCUACAUGAGCACCAUAGCAACGACGAAAUUCCAAUACGUCCAAAAUCUUACCGCUUUCAUAAACUGCGUCCAAAGUUGCAAGGAUUUGUCGUGGACCGACUGGCUAGCGGGCACUGUCGGCGUUGCGCUGAAAAAGAUCGUGAAACCGGCCUUCGUGAAAUGCACAAAAAAUGUGCACAACAUGACAGUAGCCGGUAAAAGUCUCGGGGAGAUCGUUGAGUCGAUCUCAACUUGCGGAACCGCCGCCUGCACCACCGAUCUCGUUUGUAAUGUUGUCAAUGCGACGAUGAAGCGCAGUUGCUCGUGCACAUGGACGACCUGUGUUCGCCCGUUCCUCCAAGCCAACUCGAUGCUCACCCCAAUCGGGGCCUGUGUGAAGACGUUGACAACCCUCUUGCCAAAUUGUCCAUCAAAGAAUGCCACCCAGGCU